CAUGGCUGCGAUAGUGACGUUUAACGUGACGUCACAACCCUCAAAGAUAUUGGAUCCAACAUAUUGGAAGGUGUUGGAAGCUAAAAUUUGACAGUGUGACAGGGCCUUUAGUGGUGUUUAGUUAGAGAGCAUAUUUUACAGUUAUAUUCUGACACGGGUGAAAUCUUAAUACUUCGUAACAAUGGCGAUGAUGCAACAACGAAGAACCAAUGUGAGACUCCCACCGGAAGUGAACAGGAUACUGUACGUGAGGAACCUGCCGUAUAAGAUCACAGCGGAGGAGAUGUACGACAUAUUCGGGAAGUACGGGGCCAUCAGGCAAAUCAGAGUAGGGAACACGCCCGAGACCAGGGGAACCGCGUUUGUGGUGUACGAGGAUAUUUUCGAUGCGAAGAACGCGUGCGACCACUUGUCGGGUUUCAACGUCUGCAACCGCUACCUGGUCGUGCUGUACUACCAGAGCAACAAGGCCUUCAAGCGGCUCGACAUGGAGAAGAAGCGGGAGGAGCUGGACAAGGUGAAGAGCAAGUAUGGCAUCAUCCCCGACGAGAAGUAGCCGUGCCACGUCAGCACGCUCCUGCACUCUCCGUUCACCAGUUGGAAACAACUCUCGAAUUCACAACUCAAUUUCUAAUAGUUGGUGUAAUUUUGUACAUAAUUUCCAUUAAAUAAUAGUUUCUUGUA
Molecule: messenger RNA, 684 nt
Organism: Bacillus rossius redtenbacheri
Lineage: Eukaryota; Metazoa; Arthropoda; Insecta; Phasmatodea; Bacillidae
Gene: Sf3b6
Product: splicing factor 3B subunit 6
Exons: 4
Coding region: 182-556 (124 amino acids)
Cellular component (GO): ribonucleoprotein complex; nucleus; chloroplast
Molecular function (GO): mRNA binding
Source: RefSeq, a predicted model, not a curated record